Anolis sagrei ordinatus is the source of this 1552-nucleotide messenger RNA. RefSeq names its product neuropeptide FF receptor 2 (gene NPFFR2). The record is from RefSeq and is a predicted model, not a curated record. Gene Ontology annotation, molecular function: opioid receptor binding; neuropeptide receptor activity; peptide binding. Gene Ontology annotation, cellular component: plasma membrane. Gene Ontology annotation, biological process: regulation of MAPK cascade; G protein-coupled receptor signaling pathway; regulation of adenylate cyclase activity. NCBI's taxonomy places the organism in Eukaryota, Metazoa, Chordata, Lepidosauria, Squamata, Anolidae.
CAGAAAGCGAGCGGGAGGCUACGGGAGGCAGAGCAUCCCUGGAUCAUGGACCCUGGAGUGGCCCAAAGCAUCCUCGCCUCUGGAUACUGGAGAGCCGGAACCCUUUCCUCUCCGUGAUUUCUCUUCCUCUUGGAGUGGGUGCAGUUGAAGAUGGAGAAGAAGAAUCUGGACCUCAGUCCUUCCAUCAGUGGACUUCAUAUGAGAAAUUGCAGUGGUUACCCAAGCGCCUGCAACAUGGAGGCCAAUGUUUCCUAUGUGGAUUUUUACCUCCACCAGCCACUCAUAGCUACUAUCUUCAUCAUCUCCUACCUGUUCAUCUUCCUCUUGUGCAUGAUGGGCAAUGGAGUGGUGUGUUUCAUUGUCUUGAGGAGCAAACACAUGCGCACUGUUACCAACCUAUUCAUCUUGAAUCUGGCCGUCAGUGAUCUGCUGGUGGGGAUAUUUUGCAUGCCUACCACUUUAUUGGAUAACAUUAUAUCGGGAUGGCCCUUUGGGAAUAUUGCCUGCAAGAUGAAUGGAAUGGUCCAGGGAAUAUCCGUCUCCGCUUCUGUCUUCACUUUGGUGGCCAUUGCUGUCGACAGGUUCCGUUCUAUUGUAUAUCCUUUUAAACAAAAGCUCACCAUAUGGACAGCCAUUUUUAUCAUAGCUGUCAUCUGGAUUUUAGCCAUUGCCAUCAUGUGCCCUUCUGCUGUGAUGUUGAAGGUGGAAGAAGAAAAGCAUUUCCGUGUGGUGCUUGGUGAUGGCAACAAGACCAGUCCCGUCUAUUGGUGUCGGGAGGAUUGGCCCAACCAAGAUAUGAGGAAGAUCUACACAACUGUACUGUUUGCCAACAUCUACUUGGCACCUCUGUCUCUCAUUGUCAUCAUGUAUGCUCGGAUAGGGAUCACCCUGUUCAGUACAUCCCUACCUGCCUGUGGGAAGCAAGGGCAUGAGCGUCACUCUGUUCAGAAGAAGAAGCUGAAGGUCAUCAAGAUGCUAAUAAUUGUAGCCUUGCUUUUCAUUUUGUCUUGGCUGCCAUUGUGGACUUUGGCAAUGCUCUCAGACUAUGCUGACCUGAGUGAAAAUCAGUUGAAAAUUAUUAACAUUUAUGUCUACCCUUUUGCCCAUUGGUUGGCGUUCUUCAACAGCAGCAUCAACCCUGUCAUCUACGGGUUCUUCAAUGAGAACUUCCGCCGAGGUUUUCAAGCAGCCUUCCGGCUUCAGCUUUGCUCUGGAGAUGGAAUUCCCAGGGAAAUCUAUUCCCAACGGGGACCAAGCAAUGCCAUUUUGCCAGCAGCUGUUCCCCAGACACCAUCACACCAUCUUGCUCCCACAGUUGCAGAGCAGUCAGCUCCAAAGGGGAACUGGAUGGGCACCACCCAAGUAUUAAUGAUGGAAAGCCUGGAGAAGACUUGUAAUAAUAAUGGAGUGAAACCAGACAUGACAUAAAUUACCUUGACUGUUGGGUUGGGUAGCUUUAGUGAACUAGGCCUUCAGGCCCUAUCUGGCAAAAAAGACAUCUGCUAUUUUCAGACUUUGAUACGUGUACAUUAUAUACUUUUUGUAUCAUAUC